CUGUUCCUGCAGAAAUACGGCUACCUCAGCGAGCAGGGACCCGGCGCACACAGCCCCGUCGAGUUCACGGAGGCGGUGAGGGACUUCCAGUGGGUGACCCACCUCCCGCUCAGCGGGGUCCUGGACGCCCCCACGCUCCAUCAGAUGGCUCUGCCGCGGUGUGGCACGGGUGACAGGGACAGCCGGACACACUGGGCCUCUGCCGCCCGCCGCAGGCGCAUGGCGCAGCACGUGACGUACCGGGUGGUGAACUGGCCCCCGUACCUGCCGCAGCACGAGGUGCGCCUGGCCGUCAGGGCCGCCUUCCAGCUCUGGAGCAACGUGUCCGCGCUGGUGUUUUGGGAGGCACAGGACGGCCCGGCCGACAUCCGCCUGACCUUCUUCCACGGGGACCACAACGACGGGCUCAACAACGCCUUCGAUGGACCAGGAGGAGCCCUGGCUCACGCCUUCUUCCCCCGGCGCGGGGAAGCCCAUUUCGACAGCGCCGAGCGCUGGUCCCUGCGCAGCGGCAAAGGGCGCAACCUCUUCGUGGUGGUGGCGCACGAGGUCGGGCACACGCUGGGGCUGGAGCACUCCCCCGUCAGGAGCGCCCUGAUGUCUCCCUACUACAAGAAGCUCGGCAAGGACUUUGUCCUCAGCUGGGAUGACAUCUUGGCCGUCCAGAACUUGUACGGGAAGCCCCCCAAGGGCUCGGCCGUGCAGCUCCCUGGAAAGGUCUUCACUCACUUCCAGGACCUUCAUGAUGCGGAUCACAACCUCUACAUCUUCAAGGGCAGCCACUUCUGGGUGGUGGCAGCCAGCGGCAAUGCCAGUGACCCCGGCAAGUUUUACUUCUUCAAAGGUGGCCGCUGCUGGUGCUACGCAGGCUCCACCUUGGAGGCAGGCUUCCCCCAAAAAUGCAGCGCCCGCGGGCUCCCGCGGCACACCCUGCGCGUGGAGCCCUAUUACCCCCGCAGCCUGCAGGACUGGGGGGGGCUGCCCCCUGGCACGGCGGGCGCCCUCUCCCACCGUGAUGGCUUCCUCUACUUCUUUCGGGAUGACCACUACUGGCAAUUCGACCAGGCCAAGCUGAGAGUGGUGGCCACCGGCAAAUGGGCCACCCAACUGCCCUGGGUGGGCUGCUGGGACGCAAACAGCGGGCAAGUCCUUUUCUGA
Molecule: messenger RNA, 1158 nt
Organism: Mesitornis unicolor (brown roatelo)
Lineage: Eukaryota; Metazoa; Chordata; Aves; Mesitornithiformes; Mesitornithidae
Gene: MMP28
Product: matrix metallopeptidase 28
Exons: 9
Biological process (GO): extracellular matrix organization; proteolysis; collagen catabolic process
Cellular component (GO): extracellular matrix
Molecular function (GO): zinc ion binding; metalloendopeptidase activity
Source: RefSeq, a predicted model, not a curated record